GGGGGCAUCCAGAACCUUCAUCCCCCACCUGUGACGGGGCAUCCAGAACCUUCAUCCCCUACCUGUGACGGGUGGCAUCCAGAACCUUCAUCCCCUACCUGUGACGGGUGGCAUCCAGAACCUUCAUCCCCUACCUGUGACGGGUGGCAUCCAGAACCUUCAUCCCCUACCUGUGACGGGUGGCAUCCAGAACCUUCAUCCCCUACCUGUGACGGGGGGCAUCCAGAACCUUCAUCCCCUACCUGUGACGGGGGGCAACCAGAACCUUCAUCCCCUACCUAUGACGGGGGGCAUCCAGAACCUUCAUCCCCUACCUGUAACGGGGUGCAUGCAGAACCUUCAGUUCCCACAUGUGGUGUAAGCCAAGGCACCAACCUAUACCCGAUACUAACUGACGAGGUGUGGGGUCUGGAUUGUGCAGCAUUAGUGAACGAAGGAGACCAAGUCACCUCCCCCUGUGACCCACAACGCUCCAGGGAGGCCGAGCAAGCCGAAUGUUUGCCAGACAACGACAUUAACAACAAGCUACUGGUGGCGGCGGCGGAGGGCAAGACUCGUGAGGUGAAGGCGCUGGUGAAGCAGGGAGCUAACCUGGAGGCGAGGAGCACCAACCCAGGCGAGGAGGGUCUGACGCCGCUACACCUGGCGUGUUGGGGAGGACACAAAGACGCUGCCGUGAAGCUGAUCAACCUGGGGGCCAACCCACAAGCUCUGGCCGGAGGGCGUCUGGCGGUACACUGGGCAGCCUAUGGAGGUCACGUGGAUGUGUUGAAGGCGCUGAGUGACCUAGGCUGUGACCUGGACGUGAUCUCAGCCGACAAGUCCACGGCUCUCCACCUGGCGGCCGACAACGGUAACUUUGAGGCGGUUCAGUGGCUGGUUGAGCACGGUGUGAGUGUCCACACCCUGAAUGGUGACACGAGGACCGCAUUGGACCUGGCCAAGGCGUCCAGGUUUAAGGCUGUCUCACUUUACCUGAAGCGUAAAGGAAAGGAGGAGCUGCUAGUGCGGUCUGUGUCACUGAGAAUGAUCAUCUCCGUCAAGAAACUUCUGGAGGAGGGAAUAAAUGUGAACGCCUCCUCCUACAAGAAGGGUCAGGAAGGUAUGUAUCCCACCAGAGAGAGAGAGAGAGAGAGGUUGUUGUGGUUGUGAGGUGUCUUUAUGAGU
This is a messenger RNA of Homarus americanus (American lobster), 1167 nucleotides long. RefSeq names its product poly [ADP-ribose] polymerase tankyrase-1-like. The record is from RefSeq and is a predicted model, not a curated record. Gene Ontology annotation, molecular function: protein binding. The transcript is spliced from 5 exons. The annotation marks the transcript as partial. NCBI's taxonomy places the organism in Eukaryota, Metazoa, Arthropoda, Malacostraca, Decapoda, Nephropidae.